AUGCACUGGAAAUCAUGGGAUAAGGUUUGCCUAGAUAAGGAAGACGGUGGGCUGGGAUUCAAGGAAAUAGCUGAUUUUAAUACAGCAAUGUUGGCUAAGCAGUUAUGGAGACUCAUAGAGAAGCCAAAUGCGUUAUUCUCUCGGGUUUUUAAAGGACGGUACUUCAGGAAUGCCUCACCCCUGGACCCGAUUCGUUCAUACUCCCCGUCUUAUGGCUGGCGGAGUAUUUCUUCAGCUAGAUCUCUGAGGUUGGAUAGAGAGAGAUGGCACUUCAAUCAAAAUGGAAAAUACUCGGUCAAGUCUGGUUAUCAAGUGGAAAGAGUGUAUCCUGAUGUCGCAAAACCUCCACAGGUGUUGGGACCCACGGUAGAUGUUCUUAAGGCACACUGGUGUAUAGCAGUGAGGAAAAAUUUACAUGCUAGAGGUCUUACAGGGGAUAUAUGUUGUGAUAGAUGUGGUGCUCCAGAGGAAUCAAUUAAUCAUGUAUUCUUUGAAUGCCCUCCGGCACGCCAAGUUUGGGCUUUAUCCCAGAUACCAUCUAAUCCAACAAUUUUCCCAACUGAGUCUCUCUACACGAAUAUGGAUCAUCUAUUUUGGAGAGUUUUACCAAAAAUGGAUGAUCAUCAUUUUGCAUGGAUUUUAUGGUAUAUUUGGAAAGGAAGGAACAACAAGGUCUUCAGUAACUUGGAUAUUGAUCCUAGUGAAACACUGAAAAUAGCAGUAACAGAAGCAAAAAUACGGGAAGAUGCACAAUCGGUAGCUACCUCGGUAAUUGACCGGCCAAUUCCGGAUUUACCGGUAAUACCAGGCAGAUGGUGUUUCAUUGAUGGUUCUUGGAAGGACAAGGAAGUUUACUCUGGCCAAGGAUGGUAUAGCACUCUUCAAGGAUUUGCUGGAUUAAUGGGGGCAAGGAAUGUCCGUGCUUCUCUAUCUCCUUUUCAUUCUGAGGUGGAAGCAUUAAUUUGGGCAAUGGAGUGUAUGAGGAAUUUGCAUCAAUUUAGGGUUACAUUUGCAACAGACUGUUCUCAAUUGGUAAAGAUGGUGUCGGAACCAGAGGAAUGGCCUGCUUUUGCAGCUUAUCUAGAAGAUAUCAAGACCUUGCAAAACAAUUUUCACAGCUCAGAUAUCAUUUAUGUAUCACGCACACACAAUCGGAAGGCCGACGGACUAGCACGUGGGGCUAGAACUCAAGCGUCUUUUGUUGUGCACAUGGAUGAAAAGCCACCAACCUGGUUUACAGAGUCUGUAUGA
Raphanus sativus (radish) is the source of this 1251-nucleotide messenger RNA. RefSeq lists its product as uncharacterized. The record is from RefSeq and is a predicted model, not a curated record. Bases 1 to 1251 code for a protein of 416 amino acids. NCBI's taxonomy places the organism in Eukaryota, Viridiplantae, Streptophyta, Magnoliopsida, Brassicales, Brassicaceae. Gene Ontology annotation, molecular function: nucleic acid binding; RNA-DNA hybrid ribonuclease activity. The transcript is spliced from 3 exons.